GCUGUUAAAUUUUAAACUGCCAUGCACUCGGCUUCCAGUAUGCUGGGAGCAGUGAAGAUGGAAGGGCACGAGCCGUCCGACUGGAGCAGCUACUAUGCCGAGCCCGAGGGCUACUCCUCGGUGAGCAACAUGAACGCCGGCCUGGGGAUGAACGGCAUGAACACGUACAUGAGCAUGUCGGCGGCCGCCAUGGGCAGCGGCUCGGGCAACAUGAGCGCCGGCUCCAUGAACAUGUCGUCGUACGUGGGCGCUGGCAUGAGCCCGUCCCUGGCCGGCAUGUCCCCCGGGGCGGGCGCCAUGGCCGGCAUGGGCGGCUCGGCCGGGGCGGCCGGCGUGGCUGGCAUGGGGCCGCACCUGAGCCCGAGCCUGAGCCCGCUCGGGGGGCAGGCGGCCGGGGCCAUGGGCGGCCUGGCACCCUACGCGAACAUGAACUCCAUGAGCCCCAUGUACGGGCAGGCGGGCCUGAGCCGCGCGCGCGACCCCAAGACUUACCGGCGCAGCUAUACGCACGCCAAGCCACCCUACUCGUACAUUUCGCUCAUCACCAUGGCCAUUCAGCAGAGCCCCAACAAGAUGCUGACGCUGAGCGAGAUCUACCAGUGGAUCAUGGACCUCUUCCCCUUCUACCGGCAGAACCAGCAGCGCUGGCAGAACUCCAUCCGCCACUCGCUCUCCUUCAACGACUGCUUCCUCAAGGUGCCCCGCUCGCCCGACAAGCCCGGCAAGGGCUCCUUCUGGACCCUGCACCCCGACUCGGGCAACAUGUUCGAGAAUGGCUGCUACCUGCGCCGCCAGAAGCGCUUCAAGUGCGAGAAGCAGCUGGCCCUGAAGGAGGCCGCGGGCGCCGCGGGCGGCGGUAAGAAGGCGGCCGCCGGGGCCCAGGCCUCGCAGGGUCAGCUCGGGGAGGCCGCCGGGCCGGUCUCCGAGACUCCGGCGGGCACCGAAUCGCCCCACUCGAGCGCCUCCCCGUGCCAGGAGCACAAGCGAGGGGGCCUCGGGGAGCUGAAGGGGACGCCGGCCGCGGCGUUGAGCCCCGCGGAGCCGGCGCCCUCGCCAGGGCAGCAGCAGCAGGCCGCGGCCCACUUGCUGGGCCCGCCGCAUCACCCGGGCCUGCCGCCAGAGGCCCACCUGAAGCCGGAGCACCACUACGCCUUCAACCACCCCUUCUCCAUCAACAACCUCAUGUCCUCGGAGCAGCAGCACCACCACAGUCAUCACCACCACCAGCCCCACAAAAUGGACCUCAAGGCCUACGAACAGGUGAUGCACUACCCCGGCUACGGGUCCCCCAUGCCGGGAAGCCUGGCCAUGGGCCCGAUCACGAACAAAGCGGGCCUGGACGCCUCGACCCUGGCCCCAGACACCUCCUACUACCAGGGGGUGUACUCCAGGCCCAUUAUGAACUCCUCUUAAGAAGACGGCGUGACCUGGCUAGCCCGGACCCAGACGGGAGAGACAGGAAAUGGGGUAGAGACUCUGAGAAAGGGGUGCUGGAAAGAUACGAGGAAGAAGGACCCGUCACACCCCCGCCCCCGGAACAGAGGUCUCCCCUCACCCUCUGCAGCCCUUCCCUCCCUCACAUGGGCCACGCUGAUGUCUAUCAUGAUAUAUAAGGAGGGAAAGGGAAAAAAAGAUAAACAGUCAAAAAAAAGAGAAAAAGGAAAGCCUCAGUUUCCACUACUGUGUAGACGCCUGCUUCUUUAAGCACCUGCGAAUUCUGACUUUUUGUUGUUGUGGUUUCUCUCCGUUGCUGUCAUUGCAGGGAAGUCUUACUUUAUUAAAAAAAACAAAAAACAAAAAAAGCAACAAAAAACAAAAAACAAAAAAGAAAAAAACAAACUUUUGUGAGUGACUCAGUGUAAAACUGUAGUUUUAACAGAAAACAGAGUUGUACUAUUGUUUAAAAAAGAGAAAAAAUGAUGUAAGGGUCUGUUGUAAAUGAUCAAGAAAAAGAAAAAAAAAAGUAUUCCCAUUCUUGAUACGGUGAAAUUCAGGUCUCGAGUCUGAUUAAUUUAUGGUUUCCGCGUGCUUUAUUUAUGGCUUAUAAAUGUGUGUUCUGACUACAAGAACCAGAGUUCCACAAAUCUAUAUUAAAGUGUUA
Balaenoptera acutorostrata (minke whale) is the source of this 2101-nucleotide messenger RNA. It is a transcript of the gene FOXA2, whose product is annotated as forkhead box A2. NCBI's taxonomy places the organism in Eukaryota, Metazoa, Chordata, Mammalia, Artiodactyla, Balaenopteridae. Gene Ontology annotation, molecular function: protein domain specific binding; RNA polymerase II cis-regulatory region sequence-specific DNA binding; transcription factor binding. The record is from RefSeq and is a predicted model, not a curated record. Gene Ontology annotation, biological process: regulation of transcription by RNA polymerase II; cell differentiation; anatomical structure morphogenesis. The coding region runs from base 22 to 1413 and encodes 463 amino acids. The transcript has 2 exons.